Molecule: messenger RNA, 1665 nt
Organism: Formica exsecta
Lineage: Eukaryota; Metazoa; Arthropoda; Insecta; Hymenoptera; Formicidae
Gene: Syx5
Product: syntaxin-5
Exons: 5
Coding region: 185-1291 (368 amino acids)
Biological process (GO): vesicle fusion; intracellular protein transport; endoplasmic reticulum to Golgi vesicle-mediated transport
Cellular component (GO): Golgi membrane; endomembrane system; SNARE complex
Molecular function (GO): SNAP receptor activity; SNARE binding
Source: RefSeq, a predicted model, not a curated record
UGUAUAUAUCACGUAUAUGUAUAAUACGUGAUCGCGCCGCGGAACUGUCAUAUGUGUGGUCAUGCAGACGUGUCCGUCGCCGUCGUCGCCGUCGCCGUUUGCAAUCUGUUGACACAUAACUGGACCUGGUGGUAAAGAUUCUCGCGACACGCGCGCACGUGGAGCAAGCUGAGAGGAUGCUGCGAUGUUAGCACGCAGACGUCACAUCGCAGGGAACGUGAUAGAUCGCGACUUCGCAAUUGCGAGCUCGAGCAAUUCGCGAUAUCAUUAUGAUGGAGACGAAGCGAGUGACGAAUUGUUGAGCGAGGAGACUGUCGAUUCAACGGAGCAUUCUACGACGACGACGACGACGAUGACGUCUCGUGACAGGACCAACGAAUUCGCCAACGCGAUCCGCUCUAUGCAGAGCAGAACCGUUGCGCGGACCGUUGCUAAUCUGCAGAAUCCGCGUCGCGCGCGCCAGAUACAGAGCUACUCAAACUUCAUGAUGAUAGCAAAGAACAUUGGCAAAAAUAUUGCUAGCACAUAUACCAAACUGGAGAAGCUUGCCCUAUUGGCCAAGAAGAAAUCCAUAUUUAAUGACAGACAGAUGGAAAUUGAAGAACUUACAAAUAUUAUUAAAACAGACCUAAAAAGUUUGAAUCUUCAAAUUGGGAAAUUGCAAGAACUUGGAAAAUCUCAAAGAGAAAGCUUUGGUUCCUCUCAGAGUCAUCAUAUUGCUUCGCAUUCUUCCUCAAUUGUGAUGACACUGCAAUCUAAAUUGGCGGACAUGUCAAAUAACUUUAAAAAUGUUUUGGAAAUUCGAUCCGAGAAUAUGAGAGAGGAGCAACACAGAAGACAACAAUUUAGUCAAGGAUCUGUAUCUACUAUGCUCCCCCCAAGUGUUGUUUCGGGAAAACAAGGUUCUUUAUUACUACAGGAAGAGGUUUCUAGUAAUUCAGUUGCGAUAGACGUAGAACCAAUGAUGAAGCAUCAGUUAAUCAUGCAACAAUCUAUGCAAGACGAUACCGAUGCAUAUGUCCAAUCAAGAGCUGAGACCAUGCAAAACAUAGAAUCUACUAUAGUUGAAUUAGGUGGCAUUUUUCAGCAAUUGGCACAUAUGGUUAAGGAACAAGAAGAAAUGGUUGAAAGGAUAGACAGUAAUAUAGAGGAUACCGAGCUAAACGUGGAAGCUGCACAUACUGAAAUAUUAAAGUACUUUCAGUCUGUAACAAGCAAUAGAUGGUUAAUGAUAAAGAUAUUCGCGGUCCUCAUAUUUUUCUUUAUAUUUUUUGUAGUGUUUUUGGCAUAACACUCGGCACUAUCAAUUUAUUAUAUGUAUUUAUAUCGUUACAUUUUAUCAUCCAUAUCUACUAUUUGUGAUAUAAAAGAAAUAGUUGCAAAAUGAUUUUUACAAAGCUAGGAUCUUCAUACAUAACAUAGGUGAAAUGAAAAAGAUAUUCUGUGCAUUCCUCCGCCCUUUCCCUAAAUUGUGAAUAUUGUACAUUUAAACACUUACCAUUGUAAGUAUUUAAAUAUUACGUUACUUGUACAAUGCAUCUUAUUGAACACAAAAUGUAAAAAGAAAAUAUUUCUAUAGAUAAUAAAUAUAUAAUUUUCAUCUUAUAUAUAUAGAAAAGGCAAACAAUUUUCAAAUAAAUUGGACGAGUAACGUUUUACAGAGAA